AUGGAGCAGCUCCUGAGCCAGCCGCUGCAGCAGCUGCUGCAGUCGCCGCUGCUGCAGCAGCAGGCGCCGGGGCACUACAGGCCGCCGGGGGAGCAGGAGCAGCAGCAGCAGCAGCAGCACGCGGCGCCGGGGCACUACAGGCCGCCGGGCGAGCCCGAGGACGAGGAGCAGCAGCAGCAGCAGCAGCACGAGGCGCUGCAGCAGCAGCGCGAGCUGCUGCUGCGCCAAAAGGCCCAAGCUGAACUCUGCACUUUCCAUUAUAGUCUUAUGGGGGCCCCCGGGGGCGCAGUAAAGGAGGCCCGUUUGUGGGGUUCUGAGAAGCUGCCGGAGUUGCUGCCAGCAAGCGUGAGUGCUGCUGCUGCUGCUGCUGCGCUCAGCAGCAGCAGCAGCAGCAGCGGCAGCGGCAGCAGCAACAGCUUCGAGUGCUUCCUGGACGACCUCACGGUCUCGGACUUCCUCGGCUCGCUGCAGCAGCGGGUGCUGUGGUGCAGCCGGCUGGAGGCGCAGCUGCAGCAGCUGCAGCAGCAGCAGCAGCAGCAGGAGGCGCUGCUGCGCGAUGGUUUGCUGCUGCACUUCUCUCUCUCUCUCUUCACUCUUUGCCCCGAGAAGUUCAGCCACCAGGGGGCGCAGCAGAACCAGCAGCACUUUCCAGCUUACAGAGUGUCUCCUGCUGCUGCUGUUGCAGGGGGUUUGGCCCCCCUUUCGGCGUACGGCAGCAGCAGCAGCAACGUUGCUGCUGCUGCAGUCUCCCACGUGCUGCAGCAGCAGGCAGCAGCUUACGCCGGCGGCGAGGCCCCCGGGGGCCCCGCGGGCAGCAGCAGCAGAGACGCAGCAGCCGCCGCGGCGGUCAAGCUCGAAGCAGCAGCAGCAGACACAGCAGCAGCAGCAGCAGCAGCAGCAGCAAGGCCCUGUCUCUAUGAACUCUACAGACCUGCUGUUGUCCCUUCUGUGGGGCGCUACAAAGACCUCAGCAUGAGCAGCGUUGCUGCUGCAGCACGGCAGCUGCUGCAGGAGACGCGCAGCGGGGCUGAGGAGCAGCAGCAGCAGCAGCAGCAGCUCGCGGAGGCAAGUCCCUUUCUUGCUGCUGUUGCUGACCCCUGGCUCUCCACGCUGCUGCAGCACACGGAGCUGCUGCUGCGGCAGCUGCUGCCCCUCAGGGCCUGGCAAGGCAGCGAUCGGCGGCGGAUUGGCGCUGCGCUGCCGCUUGCUGCGCGCAGCGCGCUGGCCCUCUGCAGCGUGGGCGUGGAGUUUAGUGUGUCUUGUUUGCGGCAGCAGCUAGCUAGCUGCUUGGCGCGGCUGCAGCUGCUUGCUGCUGCUCUUGCUGCAGUGGCUUCUCUGGAGUCUUCUUUGCUGCCAGCAGUUUACAGUUUGCCGCAGCACGUGAUGGGGUGUCUGCAGCAGCGGGGGGGGGGCCUGGGGCCCCGCGCCCACGCGCAGCAGCAGCAGCAGCAGCAGCAGCAGCGCGAAGCCGCCUGGGUUGCUGCGCUGCAGCAGCCCCCCAGGAAGGCAGCAGAGUGGCCCGACUACGUCGCAGCUUUUAAUGACUUCAUUCCCAUUCGCCCGCAGCAAAGUCCGCCCCGCGCUGCAGCAGCAGCAGCAGCAGCAGAAGCAGCAGCAGAAACGGCCGCCCCCGCCAAGCGCAAGCGGCCCGUCCUCGACGACCUGCAGCAGCUGCAGCACGCCGAAGCCAGCAGCAGCAGCGACGCAGCAGCAGCAGCAGGUCUCGGCCCCGCCGGGCUGCUGCUGCAGCACGGAGACAGCUGGGGCAGCAAGGGCGACGGCGUCGAGGGCAAGCUGCUGCGCAGCAGCAGCAGGGACCUGCUGCAGCUGCUGCAGCGGCAGCAGAGCGCGGAGGCGCUCGGCAGCAGCAGCAGCAACAACGGCUGCAGCAGCAGCAGCCCCUACAGGGAGCUGCGGCAGCAGCUGCUGCCGCAGCGCUCGCGCUCCAUCCAGUCCCUGCGGCAGCAGUCCGCAGAAGCAACUCCAGGCGCUGGCAUGGAGGCCUUAUCUGCUGCUCUUUCUUCAAGACUGUCAGCAGCAGCAGAAGAGAGAGACACAGAGACAGGAGGUUUGUGGCUGCAGCAGCUGCAGCAGGAAGCAGCAGGGUCUCCUCCGGCCUUUUUGCGGCGGACUCCCAGCGACGAAAUUGCUUCGGAAGCUGUGCUGCAGCAGCUGCAGCGGCAGCUCACGGACCAGCAGCAGCAGCAGGACGAGGAGCUGCAGCAGCAGCAGCUCCGCCUCCUCGAGAAGGCUGGCCUCAGCACCGACUGCAGCAGCAGCAGCAUUGUGUCCCCCGUCUUCGGGGGCCUUCUGGGGGAAGACGCGGCGAAGCAGCAGCAGCAGCAGGAGCUGCAGCAGGAGCUGCAGCAAGAGCUGCAGCAGCACCUGCAGCAGCAGCAGCAGCAGCAAGAGCUGCAGCAGGAGCUGCAGCACGAACUGCAGCAGCACCUGCAGCAGCAGCACGAGCUGCAGCAGCAGCUGCUGCUGGCGAACCAGGCCAGCAGCAGCGAGGGGGCCUGCAAGGAGGACGCGCUGGAGCUGCAGCCCGCUGCUGCUGCUGCUGCUGCUGCUGCGCUUUCUGCGGAGCCGCUGAGCAGCCUGCUGGAGCUGCGGCCGAGCAGCAGCAGCCGGCAGCUGUCGCCGCAGCCGAGUCCGACGCCGACGCUGCAGCACCUGCAGCAGCAGCAGCUGCUGCAGCAGCAGCAGCAGCGCAUAGUGCUGCCGCACUGCAGCAGCAGGGGCGCGCUGUCGACGGUGAGCAGCGCGAGCUCAGCAGCAGCAGCAGGCCCCCCCUACUGCCGCAGCGGCAGCAACGGCAGCGGGGGCCUGGGCUGCAUAUCUCCGACAGCAUCGGACGUGUCGCUGCGGAGCAGCGGGGGCGGCGCUGCUGCUGCUGCUGCUGCAGCGGGGGGGGCCUUCGGGGGCGCAGCAGCAACGCCUGCAGCAGCAGCAGCAGUGGCCUAUUUGCCACUUAUUGAUGACAUUCUGGUGCAAGUUGAAGAGAAGCAGCUGCCGCUGCCAGCAAAAGUUCCUGGGGUUUGUUUUAAUCCUUCAGACAACACUUGGAGUGCGCAGUGGACGCUGCCCGCGGAGAGCAGCAGCAGCAGCAGCAGCAGCAGCGGCAGCAGCAGCAGCAGGAAGCGCCGCAAACGAACCUUCAGCAUCAACAUCUACGGAAAUGACACAGCGAGGAGAAUGGCCGUGGCCUGCAGGCUGCAGGCAGAGAAGCGGCAGCUGCAGCUGCAGCAGGGAGAAGCAGCAGCAGGAAAGAGGCAUCCUGCAUGCACUCCGCCCCACGUAGCCAACCUUGCUGCUGCUGUUCUUGCUGCAGCAGCAGGCAUGAACACAGGCAUUGGGUAG
This is a messenger RNA of Eimeria tenella, 3360 nucleotides long. RefSeq lists its product as uncharacterized. The record is from RefSeq and is a predicted model, not a curated record. Gene Ontology annotation, cellular component: Set3 complex. Lineage: Eukaryota; Apicomplexa; Conoidasida; Eucoccidiorida; Eimeriidae. The transcript has 3 exons. Gene Ontology annotation, molecular function: DNA-binding transcription factor activity. The coding region runs from base 1 to 3360 and encodes 1119 amino acids. Gene Ontology annotation, biological process: regulation of transcription by RNA polymerase II.